AUGUUUAAGAAGAGAAAGGAUACAAAAAAGGAGUAGGUUAUUAUUGAAGAUAAUUCAGAUUUAGCUGAAAAAGAAUAAGCCAGCAAAUUAUCUGAAUAAGCUGAGUUUAAUAAGGAAAGUAAAGAAAUCUUUGCUGAUGAAGAAAUUCAUUUAGUAAAACCAGUUGUAUACAAAAAGCCUAUUUCUAAUCAAUUAAGUUUUGUCGAAAAUGAAGAAGAAGCUGAUCAUAAUGAAGCAGAUAUUUCAGACAAAAUUAAAAAGGAAAAACCUAAAAAGAUAAAUAUGAGCAGUUUUCUAAGAAAUGAUGCAGCAGAUAUUGAUUAUAGCAAUUUACAAAAUAAAUAAAGCGAUUUCUACCAAUCAGCAUAUGAUAUUAAUGAGCUAAGAAAUGAAAGCAACAAAGUUAAUUAGCAAACUCUUAGUUUCAUAGAAUAACUUAAACAAGACAAAGAGAAUGGAGUCAUAGAAGAAGAAGAGUUGUAUUAAAUGGACCCUUCAGAAUAUGAUUAAAAGGUUAAUUAAAACAUUCAAAAUAUGGAAAUAGAGUACUCAUAAUCAGAAAAAUAAUAAAUAAAUAGCAUAAAAGAAUAGAGGUAAACACAAAAAAGCACAAUUUCUUCAGAUGAUUACAUUAAAUUAUGCGGUUAAGGAGACUUUAAUAUGGUAAAUAAUAUGGAAAAUAGAAGAAUGGCUAUGUUUGGAGAUAUAGAUAAUUAAAAAAAUAAUUUCGAAGUGGAAUAAGAUGAUAUAAGUGACGAAGAAUUCAAUUAGAUGGAAGAGGCUUUUGUUUAAAAUGCUAUGAAACACACUAAUUUGGUUAAUAGGGAUUUCACAUUUAUUAAUUAGAAAGGCUCAUUAUAGCAGAUGAAAAGAAAGAAAGAAGAAUCAUAGCUUAUAGCUAAUUUAGACAAAAUAAAUUUAAAAGAAACAAUUUAGUUGAUAGAAUCAAACCAUUUAACUAAUUUUAAAAUAAAGAAUCAAGAUGAAGAAAAAAAGAAAACAAUUACUUAAGUUGUGCAAAAGUCUAAGCAAGAUAUAGAAAAGUGGAAUGAAGAAAUUAAAAUUAUUGUAGAACAAGAAAGUGCAAUCUUAGAAAAUAUUGAAUUUUGGAGAGAAUUUAAUGACAUGAUGAAUGAAAAAUCUAAAGAAUUAAAGGUGGCCUUCAAAGAAAAUGAUAAACUUAAUAAAAGAUUCCUUUUCUCAAAUGAAAAGAGACUUUCUUCAUAUACAAAUUCAUUUUUACAAGAAAUGGGUCUUCCACUUAUCAAGAGAAAACACCAUGGAGAAGAUGAGGCAGAAGACUUGUACGAAACUUUCCCAUCUAACAUAAGGAGAUCUGCUAUUUAAGAGAAAAGAAAAUUGUAAGCAAAACAUGAAGUAGAAGGUGAAAAUAGAGUUGAUGGAUUCAGUUCUGAUGAAGAUUCUGAUUUACCUGAAGAAGACAGAGAUAUUAAUGAUACUAAGGAUUUCAUUGAUGAAAAAGUUGCUUUGGCUUCUGCUGCACUAGGGAUUAUGGAUGAGAUAGAAGACUAUUAUAAAGAUUUUUAAACUUAUUUGAAAUACUCUUCUUAAUACAAUGAAUUAGAUAAUUCAAUCUAAACUGAGGAUAUUCUUUUCAGUUGCUUAUAAAAUUAAGUGUAAGUAGAACUAUUCACUUAUGACCCAUUAGGCAGAUACUCUAGCCAGCUAAACACAGACAUUAAUACAAUCUCUUUUAUGAAUCAAAUCAACACUGAGUAAACAAAUGAAAAUUCUAUUCACAAGGAGCUUGUAUCUAAGGUAAAAUAAAAAAUCAUGGAGAAAUAUGUUUUUGAUAAGCUUUUAUAAGAAAUACUUUACUGUUACAAUCCUUAUAGCUUAAAGUAAACAGUUUAGCUAUAAAUUUCGUUUUUACAAUUAGCUGAUAUAUCUUAUAUUUCAUCUCAAUACAAAUCCAAAGAAGUACAAACAAUAUUCUAAAAAGUUAUUACAGCUGUGAUAAAUAAAUUUGAAGAAUAUUUUACAUACACUUCGUCUUUUCCUUCAUCUUUAGAUUCUACUAAAAUUAAUUCUGAGUAUUAGAAAUUCUGUAUAGGAAGAAACUUAAGACUUUUUAGUAAUAUUUUGGCUCUUAUAAAAAUGGUUCCUGCUUCUGCUAUUUAUUCUUUAGGAUUUGAAAAAAUAGUAAAAACAAGUUUAUAAAUAAUUAAUAUUUUUACUGAUCCAUAAAUGAAAGCCUUUUACUUAGCUAAGUUCCUUGUUCAGAUCCCCCUCGAAGUUAUAGAUAGGAACAAUUAAAUUAAGUAAAGUGUAAUUUAGAUAAGCGACUUACUAGAUGUAUAGCUUGAGUCCAUUAAUAAUGAAAUAAGAAAUUUGAAUGAAUAUGAAAAAGAGCAGUUAUAUUAGCUGAAAGAGCGUAUAUAGUAGCUUUCUGAAUGA
Molecule: messenger RNA, 2418 nt
Organism: Tetrahymena thermophila SB210
Lineage: Eukaryota; Ciliophora; Oligohymenophorea; Hymenostomatida; Tetrahymenidae
Exons: 9
Source: RefSeq, a predicted model, not a curated record